Messenger RNA from Anarrhichthys ocellatus (wolf-eel), 1396 nucleotides. RefSeq names its product C-factor-like. The record is from RefSeq and is a predicted model, not a curated record. Gene Ontology annotation, cellular component: cytoplasm. The transcript has 6 exons. The coding region runs from base 484 to 1257 and encodes 257 amino acids. Gene Ontology annotation, molecular function: oxidoreductase activity. NCBI's taxonomy places the organism in Eukaryota, Metazoa, Chordata, Actinopteri, Perciformes, Anarhichadidae.
CCAGGUAUAAAAUGCACGGCCCGCCACUGUACUGUUGGGUAAGUUUGUGUGGACAACAUGGAGAGUGUGUCUUUAACUAGAAGUCAGUUCACUGGACCUUUAUGUUCGACAUCAGUCCUUUGCUCUUUGUGUUGCUUUGCUCUAUUCUCUGAGCUUUAAAAAAGCCAACAUGAACGACAUUCCACUUCAUCUUGUAUGUUUGAACCUUUGGCACUAUUAUCACUUGCUUUUUUGUUUAGUUGCCUUUUGUUUGCCUUCUGGGAUUAUCUUUCUUUGAUCUAUGGCAAGGCGAGAUCCUUUCAGUACGUGAGCUCUACACAUGCCUGACUUAGUGAGUGACCUACUUUUUGUGUUGGGGCUGUUGGAUAGUAUACGCACUCUUUGUGAGCUGAGAAUGUAGGUGUGGCCAGGCUAACAACCAAAUAUUAAACAGAGGCUUUCUGCAAGAGCUGAGACGGAGAAUUGCAAACUAUUGAAGAGGAAAUGGCAGCUCAAGCAGUCAGCGUGCUUAUCACAGGAGCCAACAGAGGCCUGGGCCUGGAAAUGGUUAAGCAAAUGGUUGAGGGCUCCCUUCCAGUGAGAAAGCUGUUCGCCUGCUGCAGGGAACCAGCUGGACCCAGGGCUGAGGCCUUGCAAACACUGGCAAAGAAGCACCCUGACGUCAUCGUUGUCGUCCGUCUGGACGCCACUGACCUUUGUAGCAUUAAACUGUGUGCGCAGCAGGUGGGCUCUGUGGUUGGGACGGGUGGUCUCAACCUGCUGAUUAACAACGCAGGCAUACUGGUUAAAGCCACCGUGCAGGAAACCACUACUGAAGACAUGCAGAACACCUUCAACACCAAUGUCAUUGGCCCUAUGAACAUCAUUAAAGAGUUCCUGCCUCACCUUCGUGCAGCAGCGAAGGCCAGUAGGAUAACAGGGAUGUCCAGCAGCAAAGCAGCCGUCGUCAGCAUCUCCUCAUUUCUGGGUUCAUUGGAAGUUGUAAAACAGUCAUAUGCCCACUUCCGUGCCGUCCCCUACCGCGUCAGCAAAGCAGGUUUGCAUAUGCUGACACUGUGUGCUGCAGAGGAGCUAAAGACGGAUGAGAUCCUGUUUUCUCUGAUACACCCUGGCUGGGUGCGCACUGACAUGGGUGGAGAGGAGGGGGAGAUCGAUGCUCCGGACAGUGUGAAGGGGAUGCUCAGUGUGAUGGCGUCCCUGACUGAGGAGCAGAACGGAGCCUUCCUGAGCUACCAGGGCAAUACCCUCCCCUGGUAGCUUUAAGCAACCACUUCAUAAACUGCAGUCAAUCACUAACUGAAAAUAAAAUAAACCAAUACUUGUGCUCAUUACUUUGCCUACAUCGUGCUCAUUUUACACAUAAGCAUGCACUUAGAUGAGUUGAUACACUCUUUGG